AUGGACAUUCCGUCGACAAGUGGACAAAGUUACAAGGGCGACUCCUAUGAGCCGACUGGCACCUCGCAAGUAAUGGUUUUCUAUCCGACGUGGCAAGAAUUCAAGGAUUUCCCCGGCUACAUCAAGAAAAUUGAGCAAGCCGGCGCGCAUUUCAGUUGCGGAAUUGCGAAGAUCGUGCCACCGAAAGAGUUCAAUCCACGACCGAAACGCGGCACCGACUACUCGGAUGUAGAUAAUUAUGUGAUAAAAGAACCCGUAAAAGAGACGAUCGACGGCGCGCAGGGAAUCUACGUCAAAAGCAACAAAGUUUUUAAGAAACAACUCUCGGUGAAGGAAUUUCGGAAAUUUGCGCUCAGCUCAACAUACAAGAACCCGAAACCAAACUUGGAAGGAGCCGAGCUGGAAAGGUUAUAUUGGCGAUCGAUUUGCAAAGGUGAACCGAUCUACGGAGCUGAUACGGAAGGUUCAAUCUAUGAGAAAGACGUGCACGAGUGGAACAUGGCUCAACUGGGCACGAUUCUUGAUGAUACGAAAAAUUCGGGGGUGGACAUCAAAGGAGUCACCUCGGUUUACUUGUAUUUUGGGAUGUGGAAGACGACGUUUCCGUGGCACGCCGAAGACAUGGAUCUCUAUUCAAUCAACUAUUUGCAUUUUGGUGAACCAAAGUAUUGGUACGCGAUCUCAUCCGAGUCUGCCAACCGUUUCGAGCGUCUCAUGCAACAAACGUUUCCCGACGAGUCACAACAUUGCCGCUCUUUUUUAAGGCAUAAGAAUUUCAUCGUUUCACCAACGAUCCUGAGGAGUCACAACAUUCCCUACGGGACGAUGAUUCAACGACCGAACGAGUUCAUCAUCACUUUUCCACAUGGUUACCACAUGGGCUUCAACUCGGGCUACAAUUGCGCGGAAAGCACGAAUUUCGCCUCGGAUCGCUGGAUUGACUACGGAAAGAACGCUCACAUCUGUCGUUGCCGUCCGGAUUCGGUGGAGAUCGACAUGCGGCCGUACAUGAUGAAAUAUCGGCCGAAGCAUUUCGACGCAUGGUUCAACUAUUGGUACGCCGAGAAGAGAAUUGUGCUUAAAGGCCGAAACGCCAAGCGAAACCAUUUACAAAUCGCCGCCGAUGCCGAGGAUUCCAUGCCGGAAACGACAAAGCGGCGCAAGGACUCGUCCUCGCCGCUCCGGCAAGAUGCCACGACGAUUCACCCCGCCACCAUAAAGGAAUCGCCGAAGAAAGGCGACAAAUCGACUGCCCGCAAGAAACUCGCGAAUAAAGGACUCGUUGGUCUCUGGGCCUCCUCGGCGGUGAAUCUCUACGCGGAACGGUGUUGGAACGAGAAACGAGCUUUGGAAGCGCCGCAUUGUGCCAUUUGUCAAUACUUUCAACCAGUUCAACAGCUAGUCUUCACUAAAAGCGUCCCAGAAAGCUCUCAACGUUUGAUAUCGUUUAUGUGUUUUGCCAAAGAUCCAUUAAGAAUGCCGAAGAUUCCCGACCCAAAUGAGGAUUCUUUAUUGACGUGCGACUCUUGUGCGGUCACCGUUCACCGCAAUUGUUACGCGUUGAUGGAAAGUGAUAACAACAUCUGGUUGUGCCAACGAUGCUCAAAGAGAAGCCCGGAACUUAUCCGCGGCACCACAUGUCACCUUUGUGAACUACGAGGAGGUGCUUUUAUGCGGUGUGUUUCCGGCCGGGAAAGCUCGUGGGUGCAUGUGAUCUGCGCGAUUUUGUCUCGUCGGACAUCUUUCGACGAUCCGGCGACCAGGUUGAUGGCAAGCUAUCAACCACCACCAAAGCACGGAUACCCCAACGAGGACGGAGUCACUCUAUCGGCUGACUACAUGGACGCGCUUGGAGUCGAGCACGAGGUUGCCAAAUACGAGUGCGAGCUUUGUGGACGUCUCCGCGAAUCAUUGAUCAAAUGUGCCGCGUGCGAGGGAUCACGCGAGCCAGUCUACGUGCACGCAACGUGUGGUCGUGUGGGAAAAAUGUUUGUGGAGAGACGUGAAUACCCGCUGGUGGCCGUGCUCGUAUGUGACAAACAUGAGAACUACUUUGAUAGUGAUGAGGAAACGAGUGAGAUUAGCCCGGGCGAAGAGGUGGUCGUCUCGUUGAAUAGCGAAGGGAAAGUCGAACGAGGGUUCGUCAUGCAGAAAUUCGAGAAUGAGUACGCGAUGUUGGACUUCUGUGAUGGAUCGUUCUCGAAGAAUACACCAUUUGAGGACAUUGUCACGUGUGAAUGUGUGAAAUGUGAUCGACGAUAUCAUCAGAGUGGAGCGAGGAUUCGCGUUCGUUGGACGGAUAGUGAACUCUACGAUGCCUACUACCGGGGUGCCAUCAUUUGUACAGAGUAUUGGGUUCGUCUCCACUCGUCUCCGAAAUCGCCGCCGAUCAUUUUGGCUCGAUCCGACAUUUUCACGCAUCGGGAAAUGUUACCUGAACAGCUCAAAAAUCGACUCGAAAACACCGAGAAAAAUGAUUCGUUG
Messenger RNA from Mesorhabditis belari, 2484 nucleotides. The record is from the annotation of a GenBank genome assembly. Lineage: Eukaryota; Metazoa; Nematoda; Chromadorea; Rhabditida; Rhabditidae.